AUGUCAUACCAUGCAGAAAAAGCAGCACCGCAGCGAAACGAGGAGCCGAUGAUGGAAUAUGAACAAAAAAUUGGUAGUGGCGAGAAAACAGCUGAGGAAAUUGUGGAAAGGACCACCGGAUACGAAGCCGCAGAAAUGGCAAUCAAUUCUGUGGUCGAGGAAGUUCGAGCAGAGCAGGCGGCAAAAUCUGAGAAUUGUGAGGGACGUACAAGUGAGGCCGCUGAAGCAGAAGAGGAAAACAAAGUGGAAGAUGCGAGAGGUGACGUCAAUGCUAGUUCAGUCCCCAGCACAUCUUCGUUAAUCGAUGAUAUCGAAAAUCUGUCUUACUCAAUGCAGUGCUCUGAUAAUCACUCAGGACGUGAUGAUAAGGAGAAUGAACCAGAACGUGUGCGAAUUGGAUCUGGACGCUACGGCUUACGGACGAUAUCUGAUUUUCCCGAUGAUGAACAAGCGGCGCUUUUUGAAAAAGCCAAAAAAAUUGCUAACAAAGCCGAAUUUUCAAGGUAA
This is a messenger RNA of Gongylonema pulchrum, 507 nucleotides long. Lineage: Eukaryota; Metazoa; Nematoda; Chromadorea; Rhabditida; Gongylonematidae. The record is from the annotation of a GenBank genome assembly.